Messenger RNA from Myripristis murdjan (pinecone soldierfish), 3996 nucleotides. It is a transcript of the gene dhx35, whose product is annotated as DEAH-box helicase 35. Gene Ontology annotation, molecular function: RNA binding; helicase activity; ATP binding. The coding region runs from base 68 to 2167 and encodes 699 amino acids. The record is from RefSeq and is a predicted model, not a curated record. Lineage: Eukaryota; Metazoa; Chordata; Actinopteri; Holocentriformes; Holocentridae. The transcript has 21 exons. Gene Ontology annotation, cellular component: intracellular anatomical structure; catalytic step 2 spliceosome.
CCUCGACGAAACCCCGACAUAUGACGUCACCCGCAAAGAAGAAAAAAUAUGUGACGUAGUGGCCAAGAUGGCGGCUCCCCUCUCCACGAUGAAAUUUUGGAAGCCGGGGUCGGAGGCUCCCGGGAUCUCAGAGGAGCGGGAGCUGACAACAGAGACCACCGGCUCCCCUGUCAUAUUCAACCCGCACACCGCCCUCUCCAUAGAGAAACAGAGACAGAAACUCCCCGUGUUUAAGCACAGAAACAACAUCUUGUACUUAGUGGAGAGCUACCAGACUGUCAUCAUAGUCGGCGAGACGGGGUGUGGGAAGACAACACAGAUACCUCAGUACCUGCUGGAGGCCGGCUGGGCAGCAGAGGGGAAGGUGAUCGGGGUGACGCAGCCUCGCCGUGUGGCUGCUAUCUCUGUGGCUAACCGUGUUGCAGAGGAGCGAGGGGCCUUGCUUGGACAUGAGGUGGGCUACACCAUCCGAUUUGAUGACUGCUCUGAUCCCCAUGCCACCAGGAUCAAGUUUCUAACAGAUGGCAUGCUGGUGCGAGAGAUGAUGGCUGAUCCUCUUUUGAAAAAAUACAGUGUGUUGAUGUUAGAUGAGGCACAUGAGAGAACCCUGUACACAGACAUCGCCAUUGGUUUACUAAAGAAGAUUCAGAAGAAGCGGCGAGACCUGAGGCUGAUUGUGGCCUCAGCCACUCUGGACGCCAAGAAAUUCCAUGAAUUCUUCAACCUGAAUGAAUCCGGGGAUCCCAACAAGGACACCUGUGGAAUUCUGACAGUGGAGGGACGCACCUUCCCAGUGGACGUCUUCUACACCGUCAGUCCUGUCCCGGACUAUGUGAAGGCCACAGUGGAGACGGUGCUGAAGAUCCACGAGACAGAGGAUGAUGGAGAUGUGCUGGCUUUUCUCACCGGGCAGGAAGAGGUGGAGAAGGUGGUGUCCCUUCUGCAGGAGCAGGCCAGAUCUCUGUCACGAUACGGCAUGAAGAAACACCUGAGAGUUUUGCCCAUGUAUUCCGGUUUACCCUAUGCUGAGCAGAUGAAGGUGUUCGAGAGGGCUUCCUCUACUGUACGCAAGGUGGUGGUGGCCACUAACAUAGCUGAGACCUCCAUCACUAUAAAUGGCGUUGUGUUUGUCAUUGACUGUGCAUUUGUGAAGCUGCGAGCCUAUAAUCCCCGCACCACCAUUGAAUCGCUGGUGGUCACCCCCAUCUCCAAGGCUUCAGCCAGCCAGAGGGCAGGGAGAGCCGGGCGCAACCGGCCCGGGAAAUGCUUCAGACUAUACACAGAGGAGGACUUUGAGAAACUGCCUGCCGCGACUGUGCCAGAGAUGCAGCGCACCAAUUUGGCCCCUGUCAUCCUGCAGCUCAAAGCUCUAGGCAUUGACAAUGUGCUGCGAUUCAGCUUCCUCUCUCCCCCUCCAGCUCAGACCAUGGUUCAGGCUCUGGAACUGCUCUAUGCUCUAGGAGGUCUGGAUCAAUACGGCCGUCUGACUGAUCCCAUGGGUGUGCGGAUGGCAGAGUUUCCUCUCAGCCCCAUGUUUGCAAAGAUGCUUCUUGAGUCAGGAAAUUUUGGCUGCUCCAAAGAGAUUGUUACCAUAGCAGCGAUGAUGCAGAUUCAGAACAUAUUUGUCGUGCCACCCAAUCAGAAGAAGGCUGCUGCCCGGGAGCACAGGAAGUUUGCCGUAGCUGAGGGAGACCAUCUCACUAUGCUGAAUGUGUAUGAAGCAUUCAUCAAGCACCAGAAGAGCUCCCAGUGGUGCCAGGAACACUUCCUCAAUUACAAAGGACUGCUGCGGGCCAUGACCGUACGAGAGCAGCUGCGACGUCUCAUGAACAAGUUCAAGGUGCCGCGAACCUCCAGUGAAGGUGACCCUGAUGUGAUUUUAAGGUGCAUUGUGUCUGGGUUCUUUGCCAAUGCAGCUCGCAUUCACCAUUCAGGAUCAUACAGGACUUUACGAGACGACCGUGAGCUUCAUAUCCACCCCAACUCUGUGCUGUAUGGAGAGAAACCUCCAAAAUGGGUUGUCUUCAAUGAAGUGGUGCAGACUGCAAAGUACUACAUGCGUGAUGUGACUGCUGUCGAGUCGUCCUGGUUGGUUGAGUUGGCCCCCCACUUUUAUAAGCAGGCUAAGCACGGAUCACUGGCCAGUAAAAGAUCCCGGGUUCUCUAAGUCCUGCCAGCACCACUCUGCAUUAAGAGAGGAAGACGCACUGGAAAUAAUUAGAAGAGCAGCCCUCUUAAACCGCCACUGUGCCCCCAUCCAUCCCACUGUAUAUAAAGAUGUACUAUAUAUUUACUGUCCAUGUCCACCUGCACAACUCCUACAUGCAGGGGGUCCUGUGUGGCCAUGCUAGAAGGGAGCUAGUGGUGGUUUAUGUUAUUUAAGUUUUUGUUAAUAUUAAAUGUGUGUUAAACUGACUUUUGAAGGUCAAUGUCUUACUAUUUGGCAAUGAUGUAGUGCAGUAUGUUUUUAAGAGUUUUAAUAUCUGAUCCAUGACCCAGUGUUAUUGAGGCAAGGUGAGAGUUCGUGGUGAAUGGAUGUCAGAUGUGUUCAGAGUGUGCCUGACUUGUGUCCAUUCGAGCAUGGUCACAUAGAGGAGACCCUUCAUACCUGUACAUAGUCAGAGCAGGCUCAGGUCCAGGGAAUGGCUCUCCUGCCACAGGUCUGUCCAUGCCUGGCUCUUGGCAUCAUUAUUUUUUUAUUGCUGUAUUUUUUUCCUGUUGCAGCACAACAUGAUAAAUAAUUGAAGACAAUGGAAUGUGAGGAUGCUGUAGUGUGAGGGACUUAAUAUGGUUUAGUUUUUGAUUGAUUUGCUUCCCCCCAUAGCCUGGGUGCCUUUAUGUUUCUAAUUGGUUUUGCAAUAUGUGAUGCUCAACACAGAAAAUCUUCCUUUUCCAAUUUACGGAACUUAAAUCAUCUGUACUUUGAUUCUGGCCCCUGUGCCUCUGGUACAUAUUUUCAGGGCUUUGCUGCAGAGGGAAAUACGUGCUUGUUUCUCAGUAAACACCAGAUUGUACAGCUAAUACGAUACUGUGAAAAGACAUCUAGACUUUGGGAGCGUUGUUUUCAGCUCUUUAUUGCCACUUAAAUAUUGUCUAGCUCAAAGAUGGUGGCCUUGUUACCACUCUGUGCCAAAUUUUUUAUUAACUGUAUUUCACAUUUCAUUCUGAGAUGGAAUGUGCAAAUAAACCCAAGCACUGUAAAUGCAAAGCUGUGUAAUCAUAACUAAAAAAAAUGAAGUGCCAUUUAUUCCUAUGAUGACAUAAAGUGCAUUCAGACAUGCAUCCAAAGCCUCAAAGAAACUGCAGCAUUUAUUUUUAAGCCAUUGUUGUAGCCUUUCUUCUCAACAACAAGGAGUUACGGGAUAUUUUUUUUAUCACUCCUGUCAAGGUCAUCUACUAGGUGAUUAGUAAAAUGUUUUUAUGUGUUUUCCAUUCCAUUUUUUACGAUAUGUCUUUUAUAUUUCUGCUUUUGUCCUUAUUAGUGUGCUGUAAUUUUGUUUUUCCGCUCUGGUAUUUGGCCCUGAAUACUUUAGAAAGCCUCGGUGUGCAAUAGAAAAAAAGGUUUGUCAUUUUGAUCCACCAAGACCUGCUUUCAAAUCAGUAAGGUUUCUGUCAUGAACUUUAUUGACUUAUGUCUGCAUGGUUUUAACGUAGAUAACUUGUUCUUGAAGUAACUAGAUGCAGUGAAACAGUAAUCAAACUAGAGAACAACACACCAUAGAUAAAUAAAUCCAAUCAAAUUAGAUGAGUAUACAAGUGAAGUACUCCUGCAUGAUAAAUGGUACUCUAAGGUACACUUAAGAUCACCCCAUAGAUUUAAUUGCAGAUGUAGCAAGAUUACUUGUUUAUUCUCUCAUUUCUGCCGAUACUCUGAAUAUGUACGCAGCCAAACUGUAAUCCGUAGAACUGUGUAGUCGCUCACUGCUGACGAAAUGCUGUUUCAUCUGACAUUUCCACUGAAACAUCCUCAAAUAAAGCCUUAUUGUCACGCAUCGA